Molecule: messenger RNA, 1572 nt
Organism: Hirsutella rhossiliensis
Lineage: Eukaryota; Fungi; Ascomycota; Sordariomycetes; Hypocreales; Ophiocordycipitaceae
Product: FAD binding domain-containing protein
Exons: 2
Coding region: 1-1572 (523 amino acids)
Biological process (GO): steroid metabolic process
Cellular component (GO): cytoplasm; membrane
Molecular function (GO): FAD binding; Delta24(24-1) sterol reductase activity
Source: RefSeq, a predicted model, not a curated record
AUGCAACGACAUCGCGAGAUCGUCAAUGACAUCGCCGCCUCGGUGCGCGCCCUGUUCGACCGCGGCGAGCCGUACCGCAUCGCCCAUGGCUCCACCAACAGCACCCGCCCGCGGCCGGGCAGGGCCCAGGCCGCCUUUGUCGACAUCAGCGCCCUCUCGCACGUGGUCGCCGUCGACGCCGCAGCCCGCACCGCCCUCGUCGAGGCCAACGUCCCCAUGGACCGCCUGGUCGAGGCCACCCUGCGCCACGGCCUCGUGCCCCCCGUCGUCAUGGAGUUCCCCGGCAUCACCGCCGGCGGCGGCUUUGCCGGCACCGCGGGCGAGAGCAGCUCCUUCCGCCACGGCUUCUUCGACGAGUGUGUCAACUUUGUCGAGAUGGUCCUCGGCAACGGCGACGUGGUGCGCGCCGCGCCCGACGAGCGUCCCGAUCUCUUCCGCGGCGCCGCGGGCGCUCUGGGCACCCUCGGCAUCGUCACCAUGAUGGAGCUGCGCCUCGUCGAGGCCAAGCGCUGGGUCAAGACGACGUACCACCGCACCACCGCCGUCGCCCACACCCUCGCCAAGCUCCGCGCCGAGACCGGCGACCCGGCCAACCACUACGUCGACGGCAUCCUCUUCUCCCCCAACCACGGCGUAGUCGUCUCCGGCUCCAUGACCGACGACAAGCCGGCCGACGUCGCCCCGCAAACCUUUAGCAGGGCCAAGGACCCGUGGUUCUACCUCCACGCCCGCGCCAAGACGGAGCACCCGUCGACCACGGCCACCGACUACAUCCCCCUCGCAGAGUACCUCUUCCGUUACGACCGCGGUGGCUUCUGGGUCGGCGAGGGCGCCUUUUCCAUCUUCAAGCUCCCUUUCAACCGCUUCUUCCGCUGGCUCCUCGACGACCUCCUGCACACACGCAUGCUCUACCGCGCGCGCCACGCCAGCGGCACCGCCUCGUCCUCUUUCGUAAUUCAGGACCUCGCCCUGCCCUACGCCACGGCCGGUGAGUUUGUCGACUACACGGCCAGCAACUUCGGCAUCUGGCCCCUUUGGCUGUGUCCCCUCAAGCACACACUCUUGCCCACCUUUCACCCCAACACGGCCUCCACUUGCACCGGCUCUUAUUCCACCGCGGCGCCCUCUCCCACCGCGGCGCCCGACCAAGUGGUCAGCAUUGGCCUCUGGGGCUGGGGUCCCCUUGAGCACGACGCCUUCGUCGCGGCCAACCGCGCCCUCGAGAACAAGCUGGCGCAACUGGGCGGGCGCAAGUGGCUCUACGCGCAGACCUUUUACUCCGAGGACGAGUUCUGGGGCGUCUACGCCGGCUUCCGCGGCCUGUACACGGCCCUGCGCGAAAAGUACCACGCCACCACGCUGCCGACCAUGUACGACAAGGUGUGCCCCGAAGCACGCCGGCAGCCCCGCCGCCGGUCGCCGGCGUGGCUUGCCAUCACGCGGCCCGUCAAGGGCGUGUAUGGCAUCUGGAAGGGCAUCUUGAGCGGUGACCAUAAAAUGCACCGAAAUGCCGAGUGGAAGUACGUGGCGGACAGCUCGCCAAGGGGCGCCGAGAAGGCUCAUCAAGCAUAA